This is a messenger RNA of Haliotis rubra (blacklip abalone), 582 nucleotides long. RefSeq names its product CENP-B homolog protein 1-like. NCBI's taxonomy places the organism in Eukaryota, Metazoa, Mollusca, Gastropoda, Lepetellida, Haliotidae. The record is from RefSeq and is a predicted model, not a curated record. Gene Ontology annotation, molecular function: nucleic acid binding. The coding region runs from base 1 to 582 and encodes 193 amino acids. The transcript has a single exon.
AUGGAUGCAGGGAUAAUUCGGACAUUUAAAGCAUACUACAAGAGAUCGCUUGUGAGACAUUACAUCACCUAUGCUGAGGAAGGGCGUGAUCAGAAACUGACUGUGAGACAGGCACUUCUCUUUGUGAAAACUAGUUGGGACGAAGUUAGUGCGCAAACAAUUAGCAACUGUUACAGACAUGUGGACAUUAUUUCUCAUGAAGGGGAUUCAGAUUCUGUGGAUGAAGAUGGCAUUGCGUUGUCGGAAUUGAGACUACUCCUUAAUGAGUAUCCUUCAUCGGAUGUUGUGAGCGCUGAAGAAUAUGUCGCCGAAGAAGACAGUGAAUCAACAUGCGAGCCGCUCACGGACAGCGCAAUCAUUGACAUUGUCCAGCCAACUGAUGAUUGUGAAGAAGAAGAGGAGGAAAGGGAUCCAGCCCCCGUUCCACCAAGUUCGACUGAGGCAGAGAAAUACCUGGAAAGUCUGGUGACAUAUUUUGAGACAAUCGGCGAUGAAAUGUCACUCGGUAAAAUUAUUGAUGUGAAAAAUUCAAUGAAAAAGGUUAAAAGAACACAGACAACUAUGACAGACUUUUUGCUAUGA